Molecule: messenger RNA, 2070 nt
Organism: Xyrauchen texanus (razorback sucker)
Lineage: Eukaryota; Metazoa; Chordata; Actinopteri; Cypriniformes; Catostomidae
Product: protein-cysteine N-palmitoyltransferase HHAT-like protein
Exons: 12
Coding region: 193-1728 (511 amino acids)
Biological process (GO): negative regulation of N-terminal protein palmitoylation
Cellular component (GO): endoplasmic reticulum
Molecular function (GO): acyltransferase activity
Source: RefSeq, a predicted model, not a curated record
AUCCACACCAGCGACUACUGCCUCUCACCGAGUGCACCAUCGGCACUAAGGAAACGGGACGGAUGUAUUGAGAGAAGAAGCCCAUACUCACCCCCCUUUUCUUUUCUUUUCUUUUUUUCUUUCAAUUGUGUGGGGGUUAACAUCGGUCUUCAAACAUCUAAACGGCUGUGAAAGGCAGAUACAAGGUUAACUAUGGGGAUCAAGGCAGCCCUUCCCAGGUAUGAGCUGUACUGCUACACUGUUGUCCUCUUUCUCGCACUCUUAUGGGCAGGCAGUUGGAUCAUUGAGGCCUCCAGUGGGAAUGUAAGCAGACGGGCAUUUCGGGAGAGUGUGAAACCAGGAUGGCACUACUUUGGCAGAAAAAUGGAUGCAUCAGAUUUCGAAUGGGUUAUGUGGUUUACCACUUUUCGCAAUCACAUCUUGUUUGCCCUCUCUGGUCAUGUGAUCUUUGCUAAAAUCUGCUCGAUGGUGUCACCAAGGAACAGAUCAUUGAUCUAUAUGAUGUAUGGAUCUCUAGCUGUCCUGAUUACUAUGGGAUGGACAUACGUCUCUCUCAUUCUGUCUCACUGCAUCGUCCUCUACAGCGUGGCACUCAUCAAGAGGAAGUGGCUCUGCUUUGUUGCUGGUCUUACCAGCCUGGCAACUUUCAAGAUGGAGCCCUUUAACACUUGGCAGGAAGGCUUUGUAACAGGCUCCUUUGACCUGCAAGACGUCCUGUUCUAUGGAGGUUGCGGGUUCUCCAUUAUGCGCUGUAUGAGCUUUGCCUUAGAGAACUGUGAGAAGAAAGAUGGCAGCUACAGUUUCAUGGAUUUGAUCAAGUACAACUUCUACCUCCCCUUCUUCUUCUUUGGACCUGUCAUGACCUUUGAUCGAUUCCAUGAGCAGGCUAACAACUCUAACUUGACUCGUAAGGAGAGAGAGAUGUGGAACAUCACCAUUCAUGCUUUGGUUCACCUUGGUGCUAUUUUGGUGGUGGAUGUCUUCUUCCAUUUCUUGUACAUUUUGACCAUCCCAAGCGAUUUGAAGCUUGUGAAGCAACUGUCUGAUUGGUCUUUGGCUGGGUUGGCAUACUCUAAUCUGGUGUAUGACUGGGUGAAAGCAGCCGUUAUGUUUGGUGUCAUUAACACGGUAUCCAGACUGGACCACCUGGACCCUCCCCAGCCCCCUAAAUGCAUCACAAUGCUCUAUGUCUUCGCUGAAACGCACUUUGACAGAGGAAUCAAUGACUGGCUGUGCAAAUAUGUCUAUGACUAUAUUGGAGAAAACCAUGAUGCUAUCUUCAAGGAGCUUGUUGCAACCAUUUGCACCUUUGUUGUCACAACCCUGUGGCUUGGACCCUGUGAACUGGUCUACAUCUGGUCUUUCUUUAACUGCUUUGGCCUAAACUUUGAACUGUGGGUGGCCAAGUUCUUCUCAAUCCCUCCGUUCUCCACCAUUGAGCGGGGUCUUAUGUCUGAGGCAAUGUCACGCCGAAUCAGAGGCUUGUUCAAUGCUGUUAACUUCUGGCAAAUUGUCCUGUACAAUGUCCUGGCAUUGAACAGUCUGGAUUUUGCUCAGCUGGUUGCUAAGAGACUGCUUCUUAAAGGCUUCCCCCUGUCCACGCUCUCUGUAUUGUUUGUGACUUACUGUGGCGUGCAGCUGAUAAAGGAGAGAGAGCGAAAGCAGGCUUUGCUGGAUGAUCCGGAACCAGUGGCACCUCCAGAGCUGGGCAAACAGAAGGCCGAGUAAAGGACAAGGAGUUCAUUGAAUCUGAUCCAGCUCUUGAGGUCCCUCUUGUUAAUUCUGCCCCUGAGCUUCCAUGCCAGACUGAUGCAGUCCAAUCACUAUGGUCACUGCUUUGCACAAGUCUGUUUUAAAAACAAGACAUUUUUAACUGUGAAUAGUUCUAAAGUGCACUUGCUCUUGCCAAAUGCAACCUUUCCUCUGACAUAAACUUGCAAAUAUACAGGCAAAUCAACAAGUUCAUUUUUUAUUUGUAUUUUAAAUGGAAAUGGAUAUUUAAAGGACGGGCUUGCCAAAUAUUUAUGAAUAAAUAAUAUAUUGAAAAAUAAAGAGAAAAUGUGAAAUGUU